CCCACAUCUGCCUCACUCUGGUCUUCCAUCAUAUCCAUCACCUAUCACCACACUCGACCGCACCUUUUGUCAGGUAAUUCUUUCGGCAGCUCAGUGUUGAUUGAAAACAGAACGUACCAGGGGUGCGUCGAGGGUGCUCAUUGUGCACAAUGAAUGAUUCGGCGACUGCCUCUUCCUUUCUCUGCCCCAACGAAGCGUCGUCGCAGCUUGCCACUCGCAAGAUACACAGGAGGCGAGCUUCGCAGCCUGCACCUGUUGGGUCUACGUCAAGCAGUCGGAGAGCGAGCGCCAGCGACAGCGAUUGUUUCAGCGGAAAUGCUCUUCAUCUUGGCGCUGGUCGCAUCUCCGUCGGCAGCCCUUCGGCAGGGUCCAGCCGAGCCGGCACCCCCCUUCUGGUGCAGCUGUCGGCCGAAGAUCUAGACCACAGCGACAUCACUACAGAUCUGUUAAUGAUCGCAAAACAGACGUAUGCGAAUAGCACCACGAGCCUUGGAAGCGAUUCAAGCGAGGAGGACGAGAAUCACCUCGACCAUUGGAGCAAAGGCACGGGUGACGUGGCAAUCAAAACUUCACACCAGAGAAGCGCCUUGGAAUACGUGGCUCGAUUUGCCCGCCUCAUUGCCGCUUACACUGGCGGCCUUGCGGGAUCAAGUAUUAGCACAUCUCGCUGCUGUCGAGGCGCGAUUUCAGAGUCUGCGCCAGAGUCUCCCAUCAACGAUCGCCGUCUCAGAAAAGAUGUUCAGAAGCCCUUCAUGGUAUCUCAAGCAAGGGAAUGAUGACUUUGAUGCCCCUGACAAAUACGGCGACCCAAUGGAUCAGGCCAUACUGUCCUCCUUCUACUCUCACCUUUCGCUCCUUCGAGAGGAGCUCAAACUGCUUGUGCAGCGUCUUCCUUCCUCGUCCUCAACUGUUUCAAGUCCGUUUGCUUCAUCACAGAUGGGCAUUUCAUCACUCCCAAGCUCACUAAGCCUCCCGCGCAUGCCUGUCAAUGUCAACAUGCUCUUCGACGCGUUCUACGCUCGCUUGCCGGCUACACCCCCUUCAAUAAGUCCGCCAAACGCUGCCGCAGACGAUCACCACAAGGAUCCAAAGUUCGAAGCAGCCUGUGAUCUUCGUCGUCUCCUUUCCGCCAUCAAGAACAACCUGGAAGCGGUUAAUGAGACAGUCAACAGUGUCGCGCGCAAGGACUGUUUACUCAACGCGUGGUCGACGCUGCACCAAGAGAAUCACAUCAGCCGCACACUCACUCGCACGAGGUCUGGCAGCUUUUCCGCGUUGCAAUCAGCGCAAUUGUCUCUCGUCGCUGCGAAUGCGCGCGAGUCAACUGCCGCCUUCGUUCGGCGCAUGGAAGAACGCUUGGUCUCACUCGCUAACACGGGUCGAGAUCGUGCCAACGAUGUAGUACACCGGGCUGCUGAGGCUGCCAAGCAAACCGAGGACAAGAUAUACAGGACAGCGCUAGAUCUUGCCAAAGGUGGCCGGCAGCUCAUUACCUAUGCUGAUCUACCGGAAUUAUGGAAAAAUAACGAAUACAUUCUCGGAGGCUACCGCUUCAUUCCCUCCCGCAACUGGGGCGCAUUGUUGCGCAGCACCUUCGAAGUGCACAACGAGACCGGCAACAUUCUGAGUCACCUCAUCGGCAUCUUCAUUGUUCUCCCGCUUUUUUGGCCCGACGCAAACAGCACCAGCGACGUUCACACCACACCGAUGGACAGGCUUGUCCAAACUAUCUACCUCAUCGCCGCCGUCAAAUGUCUGGUGCUCUCCGUCAGCUGGCAUGUUAUGGCGGGAUGCGCUGAUCAUAAGAUAUUCGAGACGUUUGCCUGUGUAGACUACACUGGCAUUGCAUGGCUCGUAGCGGCGUCCAUCUGGACGGUCAUCUAUAAUUGCUUCUAUUGCCAGCCCAACCUGGCGCUGCUCUACUCUGCAACUACAUUCAUCGUCGGCCUCGUCGGAGCUAUUGUGCCAUUCAUGGAUUUCUUCAACAGGCGCGAGAACAAGAAGUGGCGCAUCGCUAUGUUCCUCGGCAUGUGCUUUACAGGGAUCGCACCCUUUUCGCACGCUGCCUUUGAGCAAGGCCUCGGGAAGACAGCCCAAUUCUUGUCUCCAAUAUUCCCGUCUUUGCUCGCGUACGUCGCCGGCCUUGUCUUCUACGCCACCCACUUCCCAGAAUCCUUGCGGCCGGGCUUGUUCGAUGUUGUCGGCCACGCCCAUCAAUGGUGGCACAUCUCUAUUGUUAUUGCGAUCUGUCUGCAUUAUCGUGCUGCCUUGAUCUGGCACGAACAACGAUUCGAUUUCAGCUGCGCCGGCACUCCGCCCUCGGCUUCCCUGCCUGCCUUCAAUGAGCUGCUCGCGUCUGCCGGUGGCCUAGGAGGCACACACAGCCUUGACCGAGCCGACAAAAAGAUACAUCGUAUGCGCCAGUUCCUCGGCACACUCGCAGGUGGCAAUGUUGGACGCUUUUACGACGUCAUCGUGGAUUUCCUGCAGACCUCCUUUUAGACGUAGAUCAUGCUUCAAUCGCAAUCCUGGUCACAUCCACCUUUUGCUCUCGCGCCUGCUAACCGCACCCUGUAAACUAAGCAUCUUACAUCCACUGAGCAUCGCAC
Tilletiaria anomala UBC 951 is the source of this 2609-nucleotide messenger RNA. Its product is annotated as HlyIII-domain-containing protein. The transcript is spliced from 7 exons. The coding region runs from base 469 to 2502 and encodes 677 amino acids. NCBI's taxonomy places the organism in Eukaryota, Fungi, Basidiomycota, Exobasidiomycetes, Georgefischeriales, Tilletiariaceae. The record is from RefSeq and is a predicted model, not a curated record. Gene Ontology annotation, molecular function: signaling receptor activity. Gene Ontology annotation, cellular component: membrane.